Molecule: messenger RNA, 1059 nt
Organism: Paramuricea clavata
Lineage: Eukaryota; Metazoa; Cnidaria; Anthozoa; Malacalcyonacea; Plexauridae
Source: the annotation of a GenBank genome assembly
AUGAACUUGAGAAGAUCUUGGCAGAGGAUUUACGGAGGGGUUCAACGAGUACCAGCAUUACUUUACGCAAACCCAACAUCAAUUCUCCAAUCCAUCAACUGUGACAAGUACGAGAUACUUAGCUUUGAACCACUUCAUGACAUCGGAAAACAUAUUGAAAACAUUCUCACUGAACUUCCACAUCACCUUCCUGAAAGAGAGGCUAUUGCUGUCAAGGACAUUAUUACUUGUACAAUUGGUGGGAAGGAAACUAAACGAACAUUUGAUUAUCGUUGUGCUCUUAUCAUCCUUGCAAAACAAUCAUUCAAGAUUAUCAGUUCGAAGCUGAUUCAGCACCUUUUGACCACGCUGGUGCAAAUUCAAAGAAUUGCUUACAGUUCAGAAGCGGAGAGAACUCCUAAGUCUGUUCUUCGCAUGCGCAACAUGACAUGGUAUCAUGGCAUCUUGUGUAGAGAAGAACUUGGAUUCAAGCUUAAGGAAAUUACCACCCGUAAGCUGUAUGGCAAUUAUUAUCAUAACAUCACCAGCCACGCUGCAAUACAACAUCGCCUGAUCAGUGGAAAAGCAUGCAAUGUCGAAGAGCAAGAACGAAUCUUUAACACCAUUACCAACAUCACUGCGUCUAUUUCCUCCUACCACCCGAGUCACAUCAUUGGAAACAUCUUCAUCAGACUGCAAGCCGAGAAACAGAUGCAAGCUUUCCAAGGCUCUUGUUUCUCUAAGCAAGAAGCAUCUGUUUCUAAGCUUGCAGCAUCACUACCGUCUUAUGGUAACACCGUAAUUCCACAAGACCUAAAAGAGAAGCACAUCAGAUCAUGGCAAGCUCACCUUGAAAGAGUUAGUGAUUUUCUCCUGCCAGGUAAAGGAAUCUGGUGGGUUGAGCAUGAGGAUGGUGAUACUGAAUUUCUUGAUGGGGAAAAAGAAUCAAAUAUAAGUGCGCAAGGUCCUUUACUUCACCACUUUCGGUCCAGCAAUUUUUGUGUUGAGGAACAGUACCUUAUCGAUUGUUGGAAGCAAUGCUUAACAAAUGGUGUUAUCCUUCCAAUAAAGGCCAUUUGA